Messenger RNA from Pyrus x bretschneideri (Chinese white pear), 1752 nucleotides. Its product is annotated as ankyrin-1. Gene Ontology annotation, molecular function: protein binding. The record is from RefSeq and is a predicted model, not a curated record. Lineage: Eukaryota; Viridiplantae; Streptophyta; Magnoliopsida; Rosales; Rosaceae. Bases 139 to 1521 code for a protein of 460 amino acids. The transcript is spliced from 13 exons.
CACUAGGCUCCUCCUCCGCCGUCUCUGCGUCUCUCUGCGUCUCUCUGUGUCUCAACCCAACCGAAAGUUGAACUCUUUCUGCUCACACCUUCAAAAACCCAACGACAUAAACUACUUCUUCUUCUCUCUACCCUCCCCAUGGCCGCUGACGCUUCUGCUGCCCUUGCAGUGAGGGAUAAAGUUCAACAAUUUCUCAAUGCUGCUGUUACUGGGAAUCUUGAUCUCCUAAAGAAUUUGGCCCGGCAGCUUGAUGAAGGGAAGGAUUUGGCCAAAACUGUGGCUGAUAUUAAGGAUGCCAACAAGCGAGGGGCCCUUCAUUUUGCUGCGAGAGAAGGCAAAACUGAGGUGUGCAAGUACUUGCUGGAGGAACUGAAACUUGACGUUGAUACAAAGGAUGAAGACGGUGAAACUGCUCUUAUCCAUGCUGCUCGGCAAGGACAUACGGAAACUGCAAAAUACCUUCUUGAUUCUGGUGCCAAUCCUGGGAUAGCUAGUGAAUUGGGAGCCACAGCUCUUCAUCAUUCUGCUGGAUUAGGAGACAUUGAGUUGUUGAGGUAUUUGAUUUCCAAAGGUGCUGAUGUUAAUUCACAAAGUGACGCUGGAAGCCCUUUAAUUUGGGCUGCUGGUCAUGGUCAACAAGAUGCCGUGAAAGUUCUAUUAGAACACAAUGCUAAUCCAAAUGCUGAAAAUGAUGACAAUAUUACGCCUUUGCUGUCAUCUGUUGCUGCUGGUUCACUGCCAUGCUUAGAAUUAUUGAUUCAGGCUGGUGCCAAAGUAAAUAUUAGUGCUGGUGGAGCAACCCCUUUGCACAUUGCUGCCGAUAUUGGGAGCCCAGAGAUUUUGCAAUUAUUGUUAAAAGGUGGAGGUGAUCCCAAUAUCACUGAUGAGGAUGGCUUGAAGCCAAUACAGGUUGCAGCUGGAAGAGGGAACCGCAGUGCCGUUGAGAUUCUCUUUCCCUUGACAUCAAAAGUUGAAAGUAUCCCGAAAUGGACGGUUGACGGCAUACUUGAGUAUAUGCAGUCUGAAACAAGCAGACAACAGGAAGCAGUGGGAAAUUUCAAGGAACUUAAUGUGUCGAAAGACUCUGCUUCACCGAAGAAAGAUCUGCCUGAGGUGUCACCUGAAGCAAAGAAGAAAGCUGCAGAAGCAAAAUCAAGAGGAACUGAUGCUUUCAAAAGAAGGGAUUAUCAGAUGGCCAUUGAUGCGUAUACACAGGCUAUUGAUCUGGACCCAACCGAUGCGACUUUGUUUUCUAACCGAAGCCUUUGUUGGAUGUGUCUUGGUCAACCCGAGCAUGCAUUAGCUGACGGAAAGACCUCCCGGGAAUUAAAGCCAGAAUGGGGAAAGGCUUGGUACCGAGAAGGUGCAGCGUUGCGACUGUUGGAGAAGUUUGAUGAAGCUGCCAAUUCUUUCUAUGAGGGCGUGAGGCGGGAUCCCGAAAAUAAGGCACUUGUAGAUGCUUUCAGAGAAGCGGUUGAAGCUGGACGGAAAUUUCAUGGCGCUGAAGAACAGAAACCAUAGUUUGCCGGAUGCCUGUAUCCAAAGACGACCAGUCAGCAGGAGGCGGACCCGCUAUUAUGCCGGAUUGAGAUCGUUUCCCCUUCUUUCAUCAUAGUGGUGUGCUGUUCUAAUUAGAAACUGAGAUUGCUAUAGUAAUUCCGGUGGCUUUCCUUUCUUCAAUUUUGUUAGGGAUAAAUGUUUGUGAUUUUGUGGUAGUGUUUUCGAGUAAUUCGUACCCUCUUUAUUUGCCUA